Sorghum bicolor (sorghum) is the source of this 2642-nucleotide messenger RNA. RefSeq names its product BEL1-like homeodomain protein 9. The record is from RefSeq and is a predicted model, not a curated record. The transcript has 4 exons. Bases 574 to 2355 code for a protein of 593 amino acids. Lineage: Eukaryota; Viridiplantae; Streptophyta; Magnoliopsida; Poales; Poaceae. Gene Ontology annotation, biological process: regulation of transcription by RNA polymerase II. Gene Ontology annotation, molecular function: RNA polymerase II cis-regulatory region sequence-specific DNA binding; DNA-binding transcription factor activity, RNA polymerase II-specific.
CGCGCUCGCCCUUCACCUGGUCUGGUCUCCCUGCCCUUUCUCCUUUCGCUUUCACGGCGGCUCCUCACCAUCGCCCUACCCCUCCAGCGGGCACAGGCCGCAGCUAGCUAGCCAGAGCCUUCUUUUUCACCUCCGCCCGCGUCGUCUGCCUCUUCAGUCUUCACGGUCGAUUUCAGUUCCCCGGUCUCGCCUUUGCCGAAAGAAAGGCACCCGGAACCCAACGACAGCGGCAGCGGCAGCAGCCAGCAGUCGAUUCCGGGAGGGACGGGCCGGGGCAAAGCUGGGAUGAGGGGAUGAAAAGGGGGAGGAAUAAAAAGGCCGGGGAGGAGGCGAGAAGGCUACAGCGGCGGCAGGGCAGGGGCAGCAGCAGAGCGCAGGCAGGACCGCCGCUCGGAAAGUGCGGAGCCGUUUCCCCUCUAGUAGCUGCUCUACUUGACUCCGUCCACUCACCCCACGUCCACGCUUCCUCGCGCUCUCUCCAGUUCAGGCUGCCAGGUGCUCCCGAUCGCGUCGCUGCUAGCGCGCGCGAUCCCCGAGGCGGGGGGAGAGGGGGUAGGAGGCCGCGCGCUCGCCAUGUCGUCCGCCGCGGGCGGGUACGGCGGCGGUGCGGGGAGCGGCGCCGAGCCCCACUGCCACGGCCACGGCCACGGCGACUUCAUGCUGCACCACCAUGCACAGCAUAUCGCCGCCCAGCAGCUCUACCACGUGCCGCAGCACAGCCGUCGCGAGAAGCUACGGUUUCCGCCGGACGACUCGCCCCCACACGCCUCCGCUUCCGCCCCGCAGCAGCAGCACGCCGGGGUGGCCUGGCCGCCUCCGCCGCCGCCGCCGGCGUUCUACUCCUACGCGUCCUCCUCCACGUCGUCCUACUCCCCGCACAGCCCCACGCUGGCGCAGGCGCAGCUCGUCGUGGCGCACGGCCUCGCCCCGCCGCCGCUCUCGUCGCAGAUCCCGACGCAGAACUUCGCGCUCUCGCUCUCGUCCUCGUCCUCGAACCCACCGCCCGCGCCGCCCCCGCAGCAGAGGAGGGCGCACGCCGCGCCCUCGGCGCCCUUCGGGCCCUUCACUGGCUACGCGGCCGUGCUCGGGCGCUCCCGUUUCCUCGGCCCUGCGGAGAAGCUGCUCGAGGAGAUCUGCGAUGUCGGGGGCGCCGCCUCGCACGUGGACCGGAGCGUCUCCGACGAGGGCGUGCUCGACGCUGAUCCGAUGGAAGCCAUCGAUCACGACAUGGACGGCGCCGACCGCGCCGCCUCGGACGCUGGGCCAAUCUCCGGCGCCGAGCAGCAGUGGAAGAAGACUAGGCUUAUCUCCAUGAUGGAAGAGGUUUGCAAGAGGUACCGGCUGUACUACCAGCAGGUCCAGACAGUGAUCAACUCGUUCGAGACCGUGGCCGGGUUCAGCAACGCUGCCCCAUUCGCGGCGAUGGCGCUGAGAGCCAUGGCGAAGCACUUCAAGUGCCUGAAGAGCAUGAUACUGAGCCAGCUGCGCAACACCAAGGUCGCUGCCGGCAAGGAGGGGCUCAGCAAGGACAUCGUCAUGUUCGGGCUCGCUGGCGGCAGCGCGGCUGCCCUCCAGAGAGCUAGCAGCAUGGCCGCCUUCGGCCAGCCGCACAACAUCUGGCGGCCACAGAGAGGGCUGCCGGAGCGCGCAGUGUCUGUCCUCCGCGCUUGGCUCUUCGAACACUUCCUGCACCCAUAUCCUACUGAUGGAGACAAGCAAAUGCUUGCUAAACAGACGGGUUUAACACGGAACCAGGUAUCAAACUGGUUUAUUAAUGCAAGGGUUCGUCUUUGGAAGCCAAUGGUGGAGGAAAUCCACAACCUCGAGAUGAGGCAGGUGCACAAACACCCUGUUCUCGACAAGGGACAGCACGUGUUGCAUCACCAAACCCAGCAUUCGUCUGAGAGCAGUGGAAAACCCUCUGAUCCUUCCGACUCUCAUCUCGGCCAAAGCAGCAGCCUCACUAGGAACCACAACAUCCCUGCGUCCCAGGGUUUUGCAGAUGAGCUCUCCGAGAUGUCCCACUCUAUUCAGCAGGGGCAGGUAACCUUUGCAUACAAUGGGCUGUCGACGGCACACCACAGCCUCGCUUCGUCGCAGCACCACCAGCAGGCAGGGCCAAUGAGUGGCAUUGGUGGUGCGGGGAACGGUGGCGUCUCCCUCACCCUUGGCCUCCACCAGAACAACAGAGUCUGUAUUGCCGAGCCACUCCCGGAGUCCCUCCCUCCCAACCUCGCUCACCGUUUUGGGCUGGAGGAGGUCAGCGACCCCUACAUGAUGGGCUCUUUCGGAAACCAGGACCGGCAUUUCGGCAAGGAGAUGGGUGGCCAUUUGGUGCAUGACUUUGUUGGCUGACAUGGCUGCGGCUGCUGCUGCUGCUGCCAUUGUUGCUUAUGGUCAGCUGAGCUGAGCUCAGCUUGCUAAUGGUGCACAAGCAUGUAUUUGUACCACUACUAGUAUGUUAGAAUGGUAUAUAAGUGUAUCACUUGGUGGCUUUGGCUUGAUCAGUUUGAAUCAAUUUCUCGGAGAAUGGUGAAAAAACAUUGCUGAGUCGGCUAGUCCUUAUUGGCCAAGGUGUGCUGUUCAAAUGCUAUUUGACUUCCUAGGCUAAGGCCUUGUUUAGUUCACUCUGAAAACUAAAA